Messenger RNA from Prionailurus viverrinus (fishing cat), 2013 nucleotides. It is a transcript of the gene INSYN2B, whose product is annotated as inhibitory synaptic factor family member 2B. The coding region runs from base 1 to 1608 and encodes 535 amino acids. The record is from RefSeq and is a predicted model, not a curated record. Gene Ontology annotation, biological process: inhibitory postsynaptic potential. The transcript is spliced from 3 exons. NCBI's taxonomy places the organism in Eukaryota, Metazoa, Chordata, Mammalia, Carnivora, Felidae. Gene Ontology annotation, cellular component: postsynaptic density.
AUGGCCCAGCAAAAUAUGAAAGUGCGGCCUGUGCUUCUAAAGCGUAACAGCCUAGAGUCAGUGGAGUUUGUGAAGCAACCCCACCACCGCAGGAGCAAAUCUCAACAGGUUCGAUUCAAGGAAGAUGGGACCAGUAAGACUCCACCUGGCCUAGCUGAAGCUGAUGUCCAGACUUCUGAGGAUCCAGGUGCAAUGGGCAAGACUCAAGCCUCCAGGCACCAUCACCUUCCCACCUACUCACUCUCCUUCCCCAGGUCCCAGAAGGCAGGGGGCUUUCGGAACAUUGCGAUCCAAACCUCCCCCAGUCUCAGGAAGCAUUUCCCAGUUUUCAAAAGGAAGAGACUCACAGCCAGCAAGUCCCUGGUAGAAAUGCCAACAGCAUCCCAAAGUGCCAUCCAAGUCAACGGCAACCUCUCUGAACAGGACAUUGUGUCCUCUGACCUUGCCUACUUAAGAUUGGCUCAGCAUCUUGAGGAUGGGCCUCGAAGGGUCAAAGUGUCUCAUCCAUUUCCUCCUAGAAUGUCCAAGGUGCAAAGCAAUGGGCCUAUUAGCAUAUGCUUGGAAGCAGGGGCUUGGAGGGCCUCAGAGAAAGCAACUGCUGCCAUUCAGGUCCCCGAUGAUAUUUACCACAGUCCUACCUGGGCAGCUAGAAAGUCCACUUUCAGCCCAGACAGGUCAGGUGAUAUAAGCAACUCCAUACAUCCUUUGGUUGACAUAUGUCCAGGUGAUGGGAGAACAGUGCCACUAUCAGAUUCAGAAAGAUCCCCUUCCUGCUUAAAUGCCACCAGCGAUGCCAGCCACAUGCCAGGCACAGGGAAACUUAAACCCGAAUUGCUUUUGCCCAAAGACAACUCUGAUGACAAAGACCUUGGACCAUUGUCAUCUCGGUCAAAGGAAACAUGUGUUCCCUCACCUCCACGGACUCACGGCUCCCCCUCACCAGGCUCCCACAGCCAGCCAGCCCAUCUGGGAGGGGCUUCAGACUAUUCUUCAUCGAGCAUCAAUCACCAGGAUCUGCUGUCACUCAAAACUAACAGUGUGUCAAAAUCUGUCCCCAUGUGUCAGGAGCAGAUGGCAAAGAACCCCACUCAGUCAGACACCCAGGACUUUCAAAAUUGUUCAGGAAACAGUCACCUCCCAGCUCCUCUUCCAAGGAGGGAGACCACACUGCAGAGCAGCAGAGAGACUGGUGGGAUUAAUCCAAUUCACCUGGCACGGGGGGAGCUCUGUGAUCUCCAAGGCAGGCUGCAGUCCGUGGAGGAAUCUCUGCAUUCGAACCAAGAGAAAAUUAAAGUCCUUUUGAAUGUAAUCCAAGACUUGGAGAAAGCUCGAGCUCUCACAGAAGGGCGCAACUUUUAUCGAACUGGCCAAGAUCUCAACAACUGCAGUACCUGCCAGAAUACAGCGUGCAUCAUAUACAGUGUAGAAUAUGAUUUUCGACAGCAGGAAGGCAGGUUCCAUGAAGUUCUACAGAGUCUGGAGGAAGCAGAACCAGUUGAGGAGGCAUCUCCCCCACCAAAGUCCCCAGCAGAGCCUCCAGUCCCUGAGAAACAGGACUUAAGGAGGAAAACCAAGAAAGUGAAGAAGAAAUGCUUCUGGUGGAUCUGAGCUUGUUGGGUCCAUUCCCUUUGCCCUCCCCAAGUACCUCCCCAAGGUGGGGAAACCACUGCCCUCAGGCCUUCUCUACUUCUUAGCACAGGCCCCAGGUGGUGAGCCAUUCAACUUGCAAAAUGGGAAAGACUCGGGCUGGUUUAGCUGCUGCUGGACACCUGACCACUAAUCUCACCUAAAUGAGUGACACUUGCUGAGGACUUUAUGGAUACUAGAGUGACCACUUGCCUAGUUCCCUGUCACACAUGACCAGUUCACAUCCUUGUUUGAGAGCCUAGGUUCCUACCAUGGGCAAAAACCCCAUCACAUCUUCUAAAACCUCCAUGAUGCUAAACACUCCCUUCCCAUCCUGAGUUCAUCAUCCCAAAAGAAAAAAAAAAAUGUUGCGCACAACAGGAAAAU